AUGGCCGCGAUUCUGAUCCUGCUGGGUACCGUGAUGAGCCUCGUCGUCGUCGAAGCCAAACUUCCCAACACGACUGCGGUCAGCAGGCCCGAGUGCGUUGGGAAGUCGGCGGACAAAAGAUAUGACAGCAACGUCGGACAUCUCAUGGACUUCUUCGUGGACGAAACUAAGAACAUGUUCAGAAAAACCAACAUCGACGACUACGUCAUGUAUCACAGCUACCCUAACCGGGACAGCGCCGGCUCUGUCACUGGUGUCGCCACUUGCACCAACCCUCACCAAUGA
Linum tenue is the source of this 285-nucleotide messenger RNA. Lineage: Eukaryota; Viridiplantae; Streptophyta; Magnoliopsida; Malpighiales; Linaceae. The record is from the annotation of a GenBank genome assembly.